Saccoglossus kowalevskii is the source of this 1011-nucleotide messenger RNA. RefSeq names its product netrin receptor DCC-like. NCBI's taxonomy places the organism in Eukaryota, Metazoa, Hemichordata, Enteropneusta, Harrimaniidae. The record is from RefSeq and is a predicted model, not a curated record.
AUGUCUGUCUGGCACCGCUGGGAUUUCGGAGAUGGUCCGACUGGUUUGUGUAUUCUAGUAGUUGUCGCUGUGUUCAACUCAAAUUUAGGUAGAAUUGACGAGGGACCAGAGUCUACCUCAGUAUAUACUGGGGAUACAGCAAUAUUUAAAUGUGUAGUUACAGCAGUUCCUGGAGCUGUUAUAAGGUGGCAGAAAAAUAGAGUAAAUUUAGAUCUUGCGACUAAUGUGGACGAGAGGUAUACAGAACUAGAAAGCGGUACUCUCGAAAUAAAAAAUGUCAAGAUGUCAGACGAAGCCGACUAUCGAUGUCGAGCAACAAACAUUGAAGGAAUGCGGCGAAGUGAAGAAGCGUCAUUAUCAAUCAUUUUCAGUGGUUCAAUGGUUAGGCGACCAGAAUUUGCUUCAAGACCACAAAAUGCAGAAGUUUUGGAAGGCGGAGACGUUGUAUUGGAAUGUGCGGUGAAUGCCAAUCCUAGACCUACAGUCACAUGGUGGAAAGAUGGUCAACCAAUAACACCAAGACGAGUGUUUUUUCGAAAGAUUUUGUCAUUUUCCUUCCUGUACAAGAUGAAACACAGGAAGGUGUCCAGCAUUACACCGCGAUAUGAAAAGGAACCCACCAGUUUAUUUGCAGAAGUGAACAGCGACAUCAAUUUUGAAUGCAAAGUGUACGGAGUCCCGUUCCCAACCAUUGAGUGGAUAAAAAAUGGUGACACCAUCACACCGAGUGAUUAUUUCAAAAUUGUUGAGGGGACCAAUCUUAAAAUACUAGGCCUAGUGAAGUCGGACGAAGGCCUGUAUCAAUGUAAAGCAAGCAAUGAUAUAGGCAAUAUACAGACUAGUGCUCAGCUAAUUAUCGUAGAUAGAGGCAGCACCGUACAGUUAGAAUAUCUGACAUGUAUACCAUCAAUCAGCCUAUGGGCAUUAGACUGGCGCCAUGGAUGCUGUCUGCGUUUGGUUGCCAUGGAAACAGAAGUGUUAAGCGUGGUAAUUUUUGAUUUGAUGUAUUAA